Gallus gallus (chicken) is the source of this 2261-nucleotide messenger RNA. It is a transcript of the gene TGFBR2L, whose product is annotated as transforming growth factor beta receptor 2 like. Gene Ontology annotation, cellular component: signaling receptor complex; plasma membrane. The record is from RefSeq and is a predicted model, not a curated record. The transcript has 7 exons. Gene Ontology annotation, biological process: heart development; protein phosphorylation; cellular response to growth factor stimulus. NCBI's taxonomy places the organism in Eukaryota, Metazoa, Chordata, Aves, Galliformes, Phasianidae. The coding region runs from base 5 to 2020 and encodes 671 amino acids. Gene Ontology annotation, molecular function: type I transforming growth factor beta receptor binding; activin receptor activity; SMAD binding.
GUUCAUGAGCUGCAGUUCCUGGGCGGACCCCACGCACAGCUGGGCUCGCUGCGCCUGGAUCCGCCUUCCCAGCCAGCAGCCUCAUGAAUUCGGGGCUGUGGGGUUGACAUCGGAGAGGAAGAAGGAUGGAUGGGUCAACAGCUUGAAACCAGGCUUCUGGAUCCAGAAAAUGGGUUGCCGGAGGAGACCGGGUCUGCUUUCCUUGCUGCUGCUGUCCUUCUCCUGCUGUGCCAGCGCGCGCCGCAGCCUGAAGACCAACCUGUGCAAGUGGUGCGACUCCACACCGCCAGCCUGCGAGCGGGAGGUGUGCUACAGCAACUGCAACCUCAACUCCUACUGCGAGGACCCCUUUGAGAUCUGCGUGGCCAUAUGGAGGCAGGACAACGACAGCAUCAGGAUCAGCACACUCUGCCACAACCCCCACCGCCCCAUAGAGAACCUCAUGGUCCCCAACUACAACACCUCGCGCUGCAUCAUGACCCACCAGCCCAGCGAGGAUGGCAUCAUCUACAUCUGUGGCUGCGUGGAUGAGCAGGAGUGCAAUGAUAAGCUUAUCUUCGAAAAUCAUACCAAUGAUGGGAUUUGUGUGCAGCCUGCAUUACCGCCCUGCGAACGGCUGCGCCUUAUUAACCACCCUGCAUAUUUUCCUCCUACGCGCGAUCAAAACAAGAUGUCGCGGGCCCCUCAAGGCAGCUCCUUCCUCCGUGCUUCCCUCCCCGCAGGCUACUCCAUGCUGCAGAGCAAGGAGGUCAUCCCGGUGGCCGCCAUCAGCCUCCUGCCGCCGUUGCUGGUGGCAGUGAUGAUCACCGUCAUCUUCUACCUCUGCCGCACACAGAAGCAACGCAAGAGGGCCAAGAGUUGGGUUGGGAAGCAGGGACAGGGUCCAGCACUGCCAGAGCCGGGAAGGGCUGCCGAGCGGGACGAGAAGCUGUCUGUGCUGAUGGAUGAUGGCCCGGCCGCCAUGAAUGCCACCUGCGCCAACAGCCUCAACCACAACACCGAGCUGCUGCCCAUCGAGCUGGACGAGAUGGUGGGCAAGGGGCAGUUUGCAGAGGUGUGGAGGGCUAAGCUGAACCACAGCAGCUCAGGGCAGUACGAGACGGUGGCGGUGAAGAUCUUUCCCUGUGAGGAGUAUUCUUCCUGGAAGAACGAGAGCCAGAUCUUCACGGACGCCAGCCUCAAGCAUGACAGUGUCCUGCAGUUCCUCACGGCUGAGGACAGGGGUUCGGGGCCACGCAGAGAGUACUGGCUCAUCACCGCCUACCACAGCAGGGGUAACCUCAAGGACUAUCUCUCCAGACACAUCCUGAGCUGGAUGGACCUGCAAAAAAUGGCGGGGUCGCUGGUGAACGGGGUGGCCCACCUCCACAGCGAUUACACCGCCUGCGGCCGGCCGAAAAUCCCCAUUGCCCACCGGGACAUCAAAAGCACCAACAUCCUGGUGAAGAACGAGCAGGAGUGCGUGAUCUGUGACUUCGGCAUUGCCAUACGCCUUGACCCCUCACUGACAGCAGAUGACUUUGCUAACAGCGGGCAAGUGGGCACUGCCAGGUACAUGGCUCCAGAGGUCCUGGAGUCCAGGGUGAACCUGGAAGAUCUGGAGUCUUUCAAGCAGAUGGACGUCUACUCCAUGGCCCUUGUUCUGUGGGAGAUGGCCUCCAGAUGUGAAGUGGUCGGAGAGGUAAAGAAUUACGAGCUGCCUUUUGGGUCAAAAGUGCAGGAGCAGCCCUGUGUGGACACCAUGAGAGACAUCGUGCUGCAUGGCAGAGGGCGGCCUGAGAUCCCUAGCAGCUGGCUGGUGCACCAGGGGAUGCGCUUCCUGUGCGACACCAUCACGGAGUGCUGGGACCACGACCCCGAGGCUCGCCUCACCGCACACUGCGUGGCCGAGCGCUUCAACCUGAUGGCGCAGAUGGAUUGCGACGACAUCCUCAACAACAACACGGACAACGAGGUCGGCAAAACAGCCUCUGCGGGCGGGGAGCAGCGGGACGACGACGGGAGCAGGAGCGCGCCGUGACGCAGCAGCAGGAGGCCUCAGCACGAGAGGCCCAUGGAAAGGAACUACGAUCCAGUGCAUAACUUAUUUAUUGCAUCUGUUUCCUCCCACAGAUGGACUGAACUGUGGAAUCAAUACUUCUUUUUUUUUAAUGCAACACUAUAUAUGAACUGAUUUUUGUACUUACUUUAAGUGUAUAAUAAUGCAAAGCAUUUCUUUUAUUGUUUUUUUAAAACAAUAACAUUUAACCUUUUAUUAAUAA